UCUACAGUAGUCCUUACCUAGGCUAAUUCAUGCUGUCCAGACGCAGUUUCAUUUAGAAAUAAUAGUGCAGGCCUACUUUUCAUCUCCACGUUGACAUUUCUUAUAGCAAGCCAUCGACCUCAAAGACCUCAACCGGGCUCGCAGUGAAACGUUCUCACCUCGCUUUCUAUCCCGCAUUGACAGCGGGGUUACGCAUAGACUCGUCGUGCGCUUUGUGUCUGCGCUGACAACUGUGCUAAGGGAACCACCGUUUCUUCAUACCAAUCGUUUAGUGUAAUGUUAUGAAAUCAACAUAGCGAGAAGGAAGGACUUUCACCUCUUUCUUUUUUUUGUAAGCGGAGGUGUGCUUUUUUGGGGCGGAGAAAUGAAGAAUCAACUCCCUUCAAUAGUCCUGACAUGUUGGGUGUUUUUAGAGUUUGUGGAUGCCAAGAAGUACUGCUGGUAUUUCGAGGGAGGAUACCCAAUCUACUUCAUAUGUCGUUCCUACGAGGACUGCUGUGGCACUCGUUGCUGCGUGAGGGCCCUGUCCAUCCAGAGGCUGUGGUACUUCUGGCUGCUGUUGAUGAUGGGGGUGCUGUUUUGCUGUGGGGCGGGCUUCUUCAUCCGGAGACGCAUGUACCCCUCCCCCCUCAGCGAGGACCCCGCCUUCAAUGUCUCCUUCACCAGGCAGCCGGUCACCACGCCAGUUUCCCAGCAACCGAGCAUGCUGGGCUACGACCCCCCCCUGACACCCGCCUUCCCCAUCCCACCCGGCCCCGCCCACAUGAUGACGUCAUAUCCCCCGCCCCCCACCUACUGCAACCACCCACCCCCACCCUACGAACAGGUGUUCAACAGUGCCGACAAGAGGUAACCGUAGAAACAACGACAAAGAUGGCAGCGUGGCAGAGAGACGGCGGCGGUGGCGGCGUUGUCCACAGCGUGAUCUCCACCAUCCCUGGAUCUGCUUCCUGGUGAUGUCAUCAGUAAAGGUGGUGUGUGAUUGGUUAGAGCUGUCUGUCCGUGUGACUUCUAAGGACCUCCAUGAGGUCAGAAAACUCCAAGCCCCCAGGCUGCAGCUGGGGACACGCCGCUACCUGUGGACCUGUAACCAUGGAGACUGGACUGGACCAGACUAUUCUGGGCUUCCCAGGUCUUUCCUAAGGUGUAGAUAGACUGUAGACAGGUUAAAUCAACUUUAACCUGUCUACAGGUUAAUUGAAACAAAAGGUUUUAUGAAAACGUUUUGGAUUUUUCAUCUCUCAUCUAUCCCUUGCUCUCCAGGUCAGUGUCCUGAUGUACAGUCCCUGGUUCAGUCAGUUCUGCUUCAGAUAACCAUCGCUGACAAUAGCAUGUAGAAAGAGGGGCACCGCCCCUCAACACCUCUCAAGUCCUGGCAUAGCUCAACUCAUGCACUCCCACAGCACAGCUGUAAAUCAGACAUGGCCCAAAACUGUAUUUCUUGGUGUUGGUAUUUGUCAUUAUUUAUAUGUAUGGUUAUUAUUGGCUAAAUGGGAGUCCAUGUCGCUCACACGCUCCACUCCUCACUGGGUUCUACUGUACUCUACUGUACACUACUGUACUCUACUCCCAGCGAAAGGUGAUGACUAUCAACAAGAACCCUCCAGCUAUUUUUCUUUGAGAUAACAAAGGUGGAGGUUUUGAAAAAAGUUGUUUACACAUACACACACUCCCAGUUUGAAUGACAACGACUGACAAAGGUGAUGUUUUUGAGAGCAGAUGGAGAACGCCUGCUCUCUCAUGGAGUACUCAGACUUAACUAGAGUACCUCCUGUAGAUGCUGAGCUGCAGUCAGACCACAGCACAGCAAUAUCUAUAUGAUACUGGUGGUAGCUGCCAAACAUUAGCCAUGUUCUGUACAUAGCCGACUUUAGUUAUAAUAAGGGGAUAAGGGAAUCAUCUUCAAAUGAAAAACUUAACAAUUUCAGGGUUCACUGUCCAUAUUCUGCAAGCCACCAGCCAGACAGGUUGUUUUUGUAGUGAUGUUAGAGCAUUUAAAAUAAGUCAGAUUUCAUUCUAUGACGCCAAUGUUCUAGUUUUUGGAUUCAUAACAAUCGGACGAUAAUAUGAGCAGUUUUGUUUGAUCAUCUUAACUAUGCAACUGAGAGAUGGUUACAGACACUUAUAGUUACAUAUAUGCUUUAAUCUUUGUUGUCUCCAUUGUGUUUAUAAAAAAAAAAAGUCCUACAGUACGUCCCUGAGAAAUGUGAUUAAAGCUCUCUUUU
This is a messenger RNA of Osmerus eperlanus (European smelt), 2225 nucleotides long. It is a transcript of the gene vopp1b, whose product is annotated as VOPP1 WW domain binding protein b. NCBI's taxonomy places the organism in Eukaryota, Metazoa, Chordata, Actinopteri, Osmeriformes, Osmeridae. The transcript has 5 exons. Bases 365 to 853 code for a protein of 162 amino acids. The record is from RefSeq and is a predicted model, not a curated record. Gene Ontology annotation, cellular component: cytoplasmic vesicle membrane.